Molecule: messenger RNA, 417 nt
Organism: Fusarium oxysporum Fo47
Lineage: Eukaryota; Fungi; Ascomycota; Sordariomycetes; Hypocreales; Nectriaceae
Exons: 3
Coding region: 1-417 (138 amino acids)
Source: RefSeq, a predicted model, not a curated record
AUGAUACCUGCUAAGAGACACCUGCCCACGCUCGCACCUAAAACUGCACGCUCACGAAAUGAUCGAUGCGCCGACCAAGCAGGUACUUCAACUAGUUUGGAGCUGCCACGCAAGCGUCGGCUAGUCGGCAUAGCCUGUAAUAACUGCAGAAAGCGAAAGGUAAAGCAAGUGCGCGGAACUGGUGUCAUGUUGGGCAUCGAUCUGAUCUCCGACAUUGCAACGGAUAUUGAGCAGAAGGUUUUACUCGAGUAUGGGCUCGUGUUAUGGGUGAGCACAAACAAGCAUUAUCUGCUUCUAACACCUCCUUAUGCCAUGACAGACGAACAGUUUGAACGUGUGGCGGAUGCGCUGAGAAAGGUCUUGUCAAGCAUGGCAACUUUGGCAGAGAGUGCUAUUAGUAAGAGCCGUCAAUAUUAG